AGAAUGCAUUCUGGGAUAAAGAGAUUGAAACAACACUUAGCCGUUGGAUAAGGGAGAUGAGAGCAUAUAUGCAAAAAACUUCACGGAAGCCUUCGAUGAGGUUUGAAGAUGUUGUUUCUAACAAUGAAACCCUUGAAGAAGCGGCAACACAUCUGGAACCACCGUCAUCUACAGAUGCCACUUCUCAUCCAAGUUCUGGGACAGCUUCAAAAAGGAAACAGUCGGUUUCUAGAUUUUUUGAAUCACAGGAAAAGGCACCAAAACAAACCAAGUCGGUUGCUUCGAUGCUAAGGAAGACUCCAGAAGAAGUUGUGGAUGAAAGGCACACCAAGGGAGCUUAUCAAUCAACCAUAGAGAGCACAACACGGAGCAAGGAAGAAAGGGAACGGGUAUUAAUGCAUAUUGCUGAUUUCUUUUUUGAGAACAAUAUCUCUUUCAAUGCGGCUAAUUCAAGGAGUUAUGAAGUUAUGGUCGAGUCCAAAGGGCAAUAUGGACCAGGCCUUAAACCGCCAAUUUUUCAUGAGUUGCGUGUUCCCCUUCUUGAGAAGGCCAAAAAGGAGACGGAAAAACUUAAAGAAAAGCAUGAAAUUUCUUGGAACGAGCAUGGGUGUAUGCUAAUACUAUCAGCAACAGAGGCAGGGAAAAGAGUAAGUGACAUUAUUUUUUCUUCUAGUUUUUGGGCGACGGUGGAGGAUUCUUUGCGAGCAACACACCCAUUGUUGUUGGUGUUGAGGAUUGUUGAUGCUGAUGAAAAGCCCGCUAUGCCAGAACUUUUGUUGGCUAUGGAUCUAGCUAAAAGCAAAAUCACACAUGCUUUACAAGCUAAGCCAACAAAAUUGAGAAAAGUCAUGGAGAUCAUUGAGAAUAGGUGGGAAGACCAGAUGGGAGUGAAUUUAUAUUCGGCGGCUUUAUUUUUAAAUCCGUCGAAAUAUUUUGAUCUUAAGAAAAAAGAUGCAAUAGCGGCUUCUCAUCAUAGAAUGAUAUUCAAUGAUGUGCUGGAGAAGAUAAUCCCUGAUGAGUCUUUGCAAGGGAAAUUAAUGGAUCAGGUCACUCAAUAUGACAAAUUGCGUGGUAGUUUUGCAAAACAACUUGCAAUUAACCAACAAAAGACAAAGAGCCCAAUUGAUUGGUGGGAUGCAUUUGGUGGCUUUACUAUAGAGCUCCAAACUCUUGCGAAGCGUAUCAUUGGACUAUGUUGCACUUCUUCUGGAUGCAAACGCAAUUGGAGCACAUUUGAACACAUUCACAGCAAGAAAAGAAAUCGAUUGGAGCAUAAGAGGUUGAAUGACUUGGUAUUCAUCAAGUAUAAUCGUAGGAUUGCAACAAGAUUUCAAAAGCGCCAAGAACAAGGAACUGAUUUUAACCCUUUGAUUUAUGAGGAUUUUCAGUGGGAUAACAAAUGGGUUAGUAAUGAAGUUGUUCAUCCAGGCCAAGAUCUUCUCUGGACUACAGUUGAUGAAGCUAUGGGUGCUUCUACCAAUCUUGAAGGACGUAAUGCUCCGAGGAGAGGUUGUACUAGUGAAGCUAAUCAAGGUGCAAGUUCUAGUGUAGCAACUUAUCAACGCCAAAGAAGGUCUACUUCUGGAGCACCAUUGCCUGCUCAAGAAUCUCAAGAUGGUGAUUGUCAUGGUGAGCCAGACGUGUUUCCAAAUGAUGAUGAAGAUGUCGAAGAUGACUUUGGCCAAGCACCACCGUCCCCUCAUCAUAGUGCCCAAAAUUCAAGCAAUGACGUUUUUGAUUCAACGUGUCUUGAAGAUUUUUGAGACUUUGUUGUCAAGCAAUGACUUUUUCAAUUCUACUUUUCUUGAUGGAAGAGCUCGAGAAGUUACUUCCAUAAUGUGAGAAUGUGAGAUGCUCUUGCCACAAUUUGAUAUAUAUAGACUCUGAAAUAGGACCAUUGAUGGAAAGUCAUCAUCAAGUAAAAUCAUCAUGACUAUGUGUGACAUCAAUUACGCAUCAUGUUAUCAUCAUCAAGUACAUCAAUUACAUAGAUGUCAUGUAAUCAUCAUCAAGAACAAGUAUAUAUGGAUUAUAUGAGUAUCAUGUAAUCAUCCUCACAAGCAAAUUGAUUAAAUGUGCCAUCAUGUAAUUAUCAUCAAAAAUUUAUCAUCAUGAAUCAUCAAAUUGACCAUAUGAUAUAAUGUG
Molecule: messenger RNA, 2145 nt
Organism: Cuscuta campestris
Lineage: Eukaryota; Viridiplantae; Streptophyta; Magnoliopsida; Solanales; Convolvulaceae
Source: the annotation of a GenBank genome assembly